AGUCGUUGGUUGGUUGAUUAUUAUUAGUGUACCAAGUAAAUUUUUCUUUUACUUUUUCAUUUAUAUAGCUCAACUAAUAGUCUAAAUACUGAUCAUUAAAAGGGUAGUACUAAAGUUUCAAUUUUUAUUUAUUUUUUUCUUUUUUCACACACGAAAUAUGAGAUAAUCAACAGAAUUAAGAGGAAAAAAUAUGUUGUUUUCACCACAACCCUUCUGUCUUUGUUGGUUGCCACAGUGAUUUAGACUUGAAAGCUCCCAUCUUUUCAUGUCUAUUGACACUGAUAGUUGAUACAUCACUUACUUUGCCUUGUUCAUGUCCUCUUUUGACCCUUUUAUUUUCCUCUUCUCUCUUCCUCAUUCAUCUUUCUCCAAUACUGUUUUCAAGUAAUCUGAUACCCCAUCAACAACAAUCCCAUUUUCCAUCUUUCUCUCUUUCUCUUUCUCUCUCUUUCAGCUUCAAUAAAGAGAGAAAAAAGAAUAAAUAUCAAAUAAAAAUGGGGUCUUUGGGGAUUGAAGCUGUAGAGAAGAAGGCAAUGUGGCUUUAUCCUAAGGUUAUGGGAUUUAAUCCUUCUGAAAGAUGGGGGCACUCUACUUGUUAUGCUCAAGGGAUUCUCUAUGUAUUUGGGGGGUGUUGUGGAGGCUUGCAUUUUGGUGAUGUUCUUCUGCUAAAUCUUGACACAAUGGUUUGGAAUGCUCUUGUAUCCACAGGCGAAGGCCCUGGCCCGAGAGACAGCCACAGCGCGGUUGUUGUGGGGCAGAAAAUGGUGGUUUUCGGGGGUACAAAUGGCUCGAAGAAAGUAAACGAUCUGCAUAUACUAGAUUUAGGAAAGAAAGAAUGGAUGCAACCCGAAUGCAAAGGAACCCCGCCUUCACCUCGCGAAAGUCACACUGCUACACUAGUGAGUGAUGAGAAGCUAGUGAUAUUUGGAGGCAGUGGUGAAGGUGAAGGAAAUUACUUGAAUGAUUUGCAUAUUCUUGAUCUCAAAACCAUGACAUGGAGUUCCCCUGAAGUUAAGGGUGAUGUUCCUGUCCCUAGAGAUAGUCAUAGUGCUGUUACAUUUGGAAACAAGCUCUUUGUUUAUGGUGGAGAUUGUGGUGAUCGGUAUAAUGGCGAUGUUGACAUGCUCGAUAUGGAUACCUUAACUUGGUCGCGGCUAUCUGUGCAAGGAUCUUCGCCUGGUGUAAGGGCGGGCCAUGCUGCUGUAAACAUUGGGACAAAGGUCUAUGUCAUUGGUGGAGUUGGGGACAAACAUUACUACAAUGAUGUUUGGAUCCUUGAUGUGAGUACUUGCUCUUGGACUCAGCUUGUUAUACGAGGCCAACAACCACAAGGGCGAUUCUCUCACACUGCCAUUGUUGCAGACUUUGAUAUUGCCAUCUAUGGCGGAUGUGGCGAGGACGAGCGCCCUCUCAAUGAGUUAUUGGUGUUGCAACUCGGAGCAGAUCAUCCCAAUGGCCGUUACAACAUUUCCAUGUGCAAGAUUUUUGGAAACCAUUGGAACCAAGAUAAGAGGAGGUCAUUGAGAAGAGAAGGAAAUAAUGACAUGAAAACAAUAUUUUUGGGGAACAAUGUGGUAGUAAGGGAAAGAGCCUAUGAACUAGAAUCCGAAAGAAAACGGCCUUUUCCUUUCAAUUCAGAUACUUUACACCCAAAGAGGAAAAGAACAUCAACAGCGAAAGUAUGGGAUGUCGAAUCAGAGCAAGAGGAGCAUUCUCUUUCGCUUUCUCAUAGUUCCUCGCCAUCACUAUCUGAUCAAGAACAGACCACGACUCAAAGAGCCGCUGAUUCAGUUACCGGUUCUCAAGGAUUUAAUUUGUUCAAGCAACUAAACGAGACUCCAAACAAUGACAAACCUCGAAAUGUUUCAAGUAGACAGAAAGAGUCGAUAAACGCUGUACAAAGGACUUCAAAAGAUCACCUUUUAGGGGAAUGUCAAUCCCAGACUAAUAAUGGUCACUUGGGUAGAAAUAACACUCACUUCUUAGAUCCAGGGUCAAAUCAGCACCCGAUUGGAGCUGAGGUUCGAGGAAAAGUCGAUGGAGUAUUCGACUCGGGUUAUUUAAUGACUGCAACUGUUAAUGGAAAGCUAUUCAGAGGAGUCUUGUUUGCACCACAGGGACUUGGAGUCAUCCCAAGAGGACCGGUUCUCCCACAAACCCCACACACGGCUGCAACUCAGCAGUUUCCUAGCUCGCCUCACACUGAACCGCGCUAUAGGCUUUUCCAGCAACCGACGAAGAACUCAAGUCAAAGAUCUGCUCAAAGCUUCCCACAAGCUCAUCAAAUGGCUAGACCAUUUCCUGUGGUUAGACCUACUCCUUCUUCAUCUUUGCCCAAAGAAUCACCAAGCCUUAGAAGUGAUCUUCAAGGUGUGAUUUUAACACUGGGAGGACCCGGAAGCAGCCAACAUUAGAUGAAAGUUUUCAUCUUUUUUCUGCUUCAUUCAAGUUUUGUAAAUCAUGGGAUAUGUUUAGUCCAUUUUGGGCUUUUUGUGUUCUUGUAGAGAGUUAGGUAAGUUAGUUGGUCUUAGUAAUUUAUCUAAUUUUUGUAUUUAGUUGGCUGUUAUUUAUGUUUUGUGAAUGUAAUGUAUUUUUAUGAGCUUUAAUAUCCAUUACUUUUCACAAUGAUAAUGCACUAAGGAAAAUUGCAAUUGAA
This is a messenger RNA of Cannabis sativa, 2656 nucleotides long. RefSeq lists its product as uncharacterized. Lineage: Eukaryota; Viridiplantae; Streptophyta; Magnoliopsida; Rosales; Cannabaceae. Gene Ontology annotation, molecular function: protein binding. The transcript has 9 exons. The record is from RefSeq and is a predicted model, not a curated record. Bases 495 to 2414 code for a protein of 639 amino acids.